This is a messenger RNA of Folsomia candida, 1466 nucleotides long. RefSeq lists its product as uncharacterized. Bases 102 to 1397 code for a protein of 431 amino acids. The record is from RefSeq and is a predicted model, not a curated record. The transcript is spliced from 7 exons. Lineage: Eukaryota; Metazoa; Arthropoda; Collembola; Entomobryomorpha; Isotomidae.
CUUUUGGAAUGUGUGGAUUGUAAGUCCAUUCCCAAUUUCAGUAUAAAAGCAGGAGACACAAUUUGGAGACGGAUACAUAAAAGUAAAGUUUAACGCCAUACAUGGAACUAUUUUUAACGACUUGGUUGCGAAUAUCUGGAGUAAAUAUGAGAAUCUACGUAAAAUUUGUGAUGGUGGGGAUUCUGCUGAAAGUUGCGUUGUUGGAGAAAGUGGAUUGUUCGCAGCAUAAUAUUCCGUUUGCUGAUGAGAGUUUUAGGAGGCUGCAAUCUGGAGAGAAUUCGGAGGAAGUGGUGAAUCAGUGUUGUAAAAGAGAACCACAUUUUGUUACGGUCGGAUAUGGCGGAGAUGGAACCCAGCUUCGAGUUGAUGUCGGAACUUGUCGACAAGUUUGCGACAAGACGCCACCACGACCGUUGAAAAGGGACCAGUUUGAUAGAUAUUUGAAGAAAUAUCCGAAUAUGGAUCCGGUUCAGAUAUUUCUCGCCCUCCAGUCUCGCAUUGCCUCCACCAACUCAACUUCUAUCUCGUCGCCCGAGGAGAAUCAUGACGACGUGGAUGUCGACUCUGACGAAAUUAUUCUUCCAACUCCAACCUUAUCCAGAUUGUCCAGCGCCACAACUUCGACCGCAUCUUGCCUUUCUGACGCCACCGUGUGCCGCCCCACCUUGACCCGUCGAGAACGGCACUUCGGUUUGGGUGGGGUCUACCAUGAAGUGGAAGUUAUUGAGACAUGCGACUGUGUCCCGCUCUCUGGAGGGGACGGCUGCGAAAAACUGUCGCGACCAAUUCGUCUCCAUAGCGACACACCGUUCGAGACUGUUGUCGACAUGGGAGAAUGUGUGGGACGUUGCGACCAGGGAAGUGGGUCACCAUCGUCAUGCCGUCCUGUGAGGAAUAAAACUAAGAGUGUCGAGGGUCCAAAUGGCGUUGAAUGCAUGCAGGUUAUCGAGGAGUGUGCCUGCACCGGUGGGUGCUACCGAGUCAAAGAGUUUUUCAAAGUUUUUGAUUAUUCUCACAUCCAUUCGCUUCGAAACAGUAGUGGAACAUCGUCCCCGGCAUCGUUAUUAGAUGAAGACAAUCUAAUUCCCAGUCUUAGCUCGAACUCGGUCACAACGUCACCACCCCCACUUUCCUCUACGAGAGGAGGAGGAGGAGAACCAUUGACAAAGUUGAUUGAUAUUGGGCGUUGCGAGGGCAGCUGUUUUAUCGGGAAACAGGGUCAGGUCGCCGUGACCUCGAAAUGUCUGCUUUGGUCGUCCAGUGGGAGCCGGUGUUUGUCCUCGUUGUACGGGGGCCAGUCUUCCUGUGCCCCCACGAAACUGCACACGCACUCCUACACGGACAAAAAGGGGCAUAACCACUCCCUCUAUGCCGUCUUGUCGUGUGGGUGUCAGUGAAAAAAACUGUCAUGUAAUAAAAAUCCAUUUCAAAAAAACUGCAUAAUUUUUAAUAAAAAACAUUUUCAA